Molecule: messenger RNA, 444 nt
Organism: Cladocopium goreaui
Lineage: Eukaryota; Dinophyceae; Suessiales; Symbiodiniaceae
Source: the annotation of a GenBank genome assembly
AUGAUGAAGAAGUAUUCGUGGGGGCUCCGAAAGACUAUGGAGUUUCUCAGCUCCCGACGUCCAGAUUUGGAUCUGAAACCGGCCUUUCUACAGCAGCUCUUGGGCUUUGAGCGGCGCCUCAUGGCGCAAUCAAAGCAGUCUUUCAGUUCAGACUGGAAUGACAACUGCAGCAUGAAUCGCUGGGAGUGCGAGGAACUUCUCCUUCGCAACACCUACAUCAACAGUCAAAUGGGCCCCCUGGCAGAGAUCCAGUUGGAGGCCCCUGGUAGCAUGAAGGCUCAACGCCUUGAAUGGAUGGAUGGUGGUCUCGAUGACAGGUUUCGGCUGGAGAAGCCACCAGGAGCUGAUCGGCUGAAUUUACAGGCCUGCAAGCGUGACCAGCAGGGUAGCCGAGACGCUGCCGCAGGUUCAACUUUUGUCAAGAGGGUUCAUCCAGUACCGUGA